Messenger RNA from Bombyx mandarina (wild silkworm), 2036 nucleotides. RefSeq names its product RUN domain-containing protein 1. NCBI's taxonomy places the organism in Eukaryota, Metazoa, Arthropoda, Insecta, Lepidoptera, Bombycidae. The record is from RefSeq and is a predicted model, not a curated record.
CGUGACGUCUUUCCUAUUUUAACCUUGGUUUCUUCGUUAGCUAAAAUCGAUGAUACAAUGUUAUGUUUGCAUAAAAUACCUUAACUUUACUAAUAAAAAUGGAAUCAAACAGCGACAAUGAAAACGAAAUUCCGAUUUGGCAAGAACCAAGGUGUGAACCGCUCGGCGCACCAAAAGAAAUUUGCGAUGAAAAUGAAUCUGAACAGAAUUCAGGCGACAGAUUACAUGCUUUGGAAGAAGAGCAGGAGAUAUUAUCAUCCUCUGUGUUCUCCUUGACGUCUCAUUUGGCACAAGUUGAGUUUCGUUUGCGACAAAUUUUGAAAGCUCCGCCAGAAGAGAAAGACGCUAUGCUGAAGGCUCUCGAAGAGUUCACUUCGCGUGGAGUGUCUGAUACAAGAGCAGCUCCGCAAGGAAGCUCCGGUGAAGGAGCUUGUAGCGAGUGCCUCCAAUUAGAACGAAAGAUAAGGCGGCAACGCUCCAAGCAGACACAUUUUAUUGAAAGAUUAAAAUCACAACUGAUAGAACUGGAAAGGUUCGCUGCAAAUCCCGCGACUUUGAACGACGGUAAGCACAGAAAUUUUAUUGAACAUUUAAAAAGCGAAAUAGAUCAAAGUCUUGAAGAAGGAUGUCCAUUGAGUGCUGAUGAACUAAGACAUCAGAUCAAUUGUGCUGUUCGCCAGUAUGCCGACCGGCAAUUAUCAAAAGAUGAAAUCAUAACCAAACUCCAGGCUCACAUAGAGGACAUGCAGAAGUUUAUAAAAUUGAUGAAAAAUGAACAAACUCAAGAAAAAUCUAAAACGGACCCUAAAAAUGUAAAAUCUGAGAAAUUCGAGAAGACAUUCAAUAGAAAUAAAAAUAAUGAUGACCUAAGAACUGAAACCAUAAACUUAAUGAGAAAAGCUUCUACAUUAAUACAGAUAUUUACAGUUUCCCAGUUUGGAUGUUCACCAAACACAGAUAGGAGAUAUGAAAGAAAGUCCUCUACUAUUGUCACCCAUUGGGGUAAUUUAAGAGCAAAGCUAGAGAUGUCCAUAGAUGCAGUAUUGCACUUAGUAUCUAGAGAGAGACCAUCCCACAUUAUGAUUGAUAGUUAUGACAGUGAUUCUGAUGAAGGAGGAAUGAUUAUAAAUGAUGCACCCCUAACAACAGCUGUACGGCGACACUUAGCCAUCAAUCUUCGGGACUUAUUACAACAUGGGCUAGUGGGUCCAGAGUCGAAUUCUUUAGUACCUCUAAUAGGAUGCUUUCCUGUACGCAGAUCCUCAUCCUCUCGUUGUUUGCAUAUAUGGGAUUUAAUUCUUCGCUAUUAUGAGUUCAAUGACGGUGACCACUUCAACUCCACUCCGGCUAGGAAGUUAAGUCAAAGUUUUAACUUGGAUAUUGUUGGAGGCAGUGCUAUAACAAGUAAACAGAGUUUAUUAAGUGCAAUUGGAAGUAUAUUGGCAUCACAUGCUCCUUAUAAAAGAAGUUAUGAUGCCCAUUUCAAAGCCUUUGUCUGUGCAGCUUUGAAUAAACAUAAACUAGUUACUUGGCUGAACAUAAUGUUAAAAUGCCGGUCUCUUGUUGAUUCGUAUUAUUCAUCAACAAGUUACAUUGUAAAUACAGGCUUCCAAGAUGCCUUGCAAAGUCUGGAUCGUUUGACUCCAUACAAUUUUGAUUUGCCAGUAGAUCUGGCUGUCAAGCAAUUUCAGAAUAUCAAAGAUGUAUUUAUGUAAUUCUAAGGGUAAACUUUUAUACAUAAUCAUUCCUUAAGAUGCCUUCCAGUUAGAAUGUGCUAAGAAUUAUCUGCAUACAUUUAAUCUAUGAUGGAACUUGAUCUGGUUGUUCUAUUCAAUCAUUUGAAUUUUAAAAUUUUUCAAAAUACAGAUCUGUAUAGCUCUCUAAUGAAAAUUUCUUUUUUCAAACAAAAUAAUAUGUAUAUACACAUUCCACAGAAGAAUAUAAUAAUUGUGAUAUGUUAAAACCAACCAAAGAGAACUUAGUCACUAUGUAAGUUCAUAGUUAAGUAUAUCUAGUUAUUGCUAAAAUAAAUAUUU